UUUGUUUCGAAGGAGCGCUUUUUUUAACAAUUUCUUCUAUAACGUGCAUUGAGGUCGAACCUGCACUUCAUUGCAUACAGCCUACUUUGAUUCAAGAAACUAUAGACUGCAUAUAAUAAGAGCUGGCCGGUAAAAUCUAGCAAAACCUUCUUUUCAUUCUUUCAACGUCACUGUCAUACUAAUUUUGACUCUAUUGUUACUGCUUCUGUAUUCUUUGUGUUAUAAUUUUGUGAUAUAGAUAUUACAAAUAAUUGUUGGAUAUGUAUCUUUAACUGUAAGUAACUCAGUCCUUUUUAAUUAUGCAUUACUAGUUCUUGUUAUUCGCUCUUUGGGGGAGGCCUACGUUCCGCAGUGGAUGGUGAUAGGCUGAGAUGAUGAUGAUGAUGAACCAAAUUUGAUGCUACUAUCGAUUAUUUAUUACUAGCUUGAAAUCUCCUCCUGUUGAGUUUGUCCAGCUAAUUUGUAUUAUAUAACUUUCGCUAGUAAUUUUACUAUUAUCAAUUAAACAUUUACAGAUCAGAGAAAGAUAAAGAAGGAAUCAUGGGUGACCACGCCCAUAAGUACGAUUAUUCAUCUGACAGCUUUACAUCCGUGUCUAAAGGCGUCAGCUUAGGAGACCCCAAAUUUAAUUUGCAAUUAGUGUAUAAGAAAGAUCCUCCUACCGGGCGACCACUGAUAAUGUCCUCAAAACACGACAGACUUGCGUUCUACAGAGCGUACUCAUCGUCGUCGACGAAGACAGAAAUUGUUCCAACACAAUCGGUCAACAUAAAUAGUUUCCUGUGGCUUUAUACACUUAACCUUUUAUUCAAGAGCUUACCGCACGGUUUUGUACAUUUUUUUAUCGCAGCCUACGCGCCAGAGGAACACAUGUUUGUAACUAAAAUGGUCCCUUUUUCUACGGGAGCGAUUGUCCUGAUUUCAGGUUUAAAAUACUUAUUUACGAUGGUCGGAUUUUUUGAAUUAUUAUCAGUUGUGGACUUAAGCGUGAUGCUGUUUCACUACUCGCUUGCGGGUAUGUUACUGAAAAAUCCUUGGAACAGAUGCCCAACACCAAGCGUUUACCACGACAACACUUUAAACGUUACUAUGCGCUGUCUGGAGCUACAUGACUUUGCGCAUAUGUUCGAGAACAGAUCCUACGAAUACGCCAAUUUUACUUUUGUCUAUGAGAAAGAUUAUCAUUUUCAAGUGGCACAAAUUGAAUACUAUAGGUAUAAAUCUCUUUUUUACUUUUAUCACUUUUGUGAAGUGGAUUCGUUAUGGGGAUGGACCAAAAUAAACGAAAUUGAAAUGGUUGCCGGUAUAUUGGACAUAGUUGAAUUCAUAAUUUUAUGGUCAGCUAUAACAAUUUUUCACCUUCAAACGUCAUCGAAAUACUUUUGGAAGCUUCUUAACUGGUCGCAAUGGUCGAUUAAUAUUGUAGACCUGAUGAAUAUGGGGUAUUUGACUCUGAUGCACUACAGUCAGCAUGAGGAAUACAGGUUGGCUAAGAGAGGGGGUGAAGAGGAAACCAGAAGUCAAAUUACGUUAGCUAACAUACAAAUGCUUGCGGAAUCUAUAACGGCUCCAUCGAUAGUUCACGUUUUGACUUCUAGAAGCGUUCAAGAGAUAGAUCCCGCGAGGGACAGUACAACAAUGGUGAUAUCAAACGCGGUCCUAUUUAUCUUCAGGGGGUUGCUAGGAAACAGUGUAAAACAUUAUUGCGAGACGAUGUGUCACACCGAAAUACCGAUCACACAAUUUAAUCAACAUUCUUGGUUUUACUUUUGGCCUAUGUAUUGGACAUCGUUCUACUUGGGAGAUAUAUUCAGUUUACUCUACCUGAUGUUAAAUCUUCUGAAUGAAGUAUUGAUUACUACUGUCAUAUACAAAUGUGUUGUUGAAUGCAUUAUUUACGAAUGGAAAAGAGUAAGACGUUGGAUGGUCAUGCUUGCGUUUGCUAUUUUUGGCUUGGUUGGGCACAUAUUUAUUACAGUUGAUGAUCGAGUCAUUCUUUGGAUAUACGGCAAAGGCAUUGCAACUUUAUCGGAGACAAUAUUUCUUUAUGUGUUGUACCCAGUUGGGCGCCUCGUAGAUGAUUUCAUAUUCCACUAUGGCGUUGCUCCUACGAAUUUCAGAAUAAUGAGUUUGCGUCUUGUACCUGUCUAUUAUUUGAUCAAACUGUAUUUAUCAAUUGAGUCGCUCUGGGAGGUACUGGCGUCAGGUACUACGAUCACACAUUACAUGUGGACGUGGACCGUAAUGGUCGUCCCUAUUUUAAUCGGCAAUUUGUAUAUCAUAUAUAGAUACCUGGGUGUCUACAAAAUGACUUGGAAUUACAUUUUCCGGCCUUUAUGUAAUUGGGGACCUCGAGAUUUUACUGUAAGGCAAUUGAGGAAGCAGUUCGAUUCAAGACACUACAUCGGAUCCGAAGCUCCGAAACUUCUAAGCCGCUACCUGAUGUCGAAGAGAGAGUCUAAAAUCUACAAGAUCGAUGUUCGUUACGAUUUUGCCAGACGGUCCACAGUUUACAGGAGUAUGCCUGUCAGAUUUGGUGUUGAAGAAAGAAAGUUUAAUGAUUGAACGUUGAAGGUAUAAUCGGAAACAAAUUAUUAAGGCUUAUGUUGUCUGUUCGUCUUUCACUAGUUUAUAUAAAAUGAAACGUGAUUAGAAGAUAUUUAAAAUUUUCACAAACUAUUUUAAUAUAUU
Trichoplusia ni (cabbage looper) is the source of this 2691-nucleotide messenger RNA. RefSeq lists its product as uncharacterized. The record is from RefSeq and is a predicted model, not a curated record. NCBI's taxonomy places the organism in Eukaryota, Metazoa, Arthropoda, Insecta, Lepidoptera, Noctuidae. The transcript has 15 exons. The coding region runs from base 541 to 2565 and encodes 674 amino acids.